GGUUACCCCCGUUGGAAGAGAUCAGUGAGGAAGAAGAAGAAGAAAGCAGAGAGAGAAAGUGAAGGAAGAAAAGAGAUUGUACAGAAAUAGAAAAGAUAAUAAUAAUAAUAAGGCGAUAUGGGGAGGGGAAGAGUGGAGCUGAAGAGGAUAGAGAACAAGAUAAACAGGCAAGUCACAUUCGCUAAGAGAAGAAAUGGCCUUCUCAAGAAAGCCUAUGAGCUUUCUGUUCUCUGUGAUGCAGAAGUUGCCCUCAUCGUCUUCUCCAACCGUGGCAAGCUUUAUGAGUUCUGUAGCACCUCUAGCAUGCUCAAAACACUUGAAAGAUACCAAAAGUGCAGUUAUGGCUCUGUGGAAGUGAGCAAACCAGCCAAGGAGCUUGAGACCAGUUACCGCGAGUACUUGAAGCUGAAAGCAAGACUGGAAUCUCUCCAGAGGACCCAAAGAAACCUUCUAGGAGAAGACUUGGGUCCAUUGAACUCAAAGGAACUAGAGCAGCUUGAGCGCCAGCUUGAUUCAUCUCUAAAGCAAGUGAGGUCCAUCAAGACCCAAUUCAUGCUGGACCAGCUGAGCGAUCUUCAAAAUAAGGAACAGAUUCUGGUUGAUGCAAACAGAGCUUUGACUAUGAAGCUUGAAGAAAUCACUUCAAGAAACAACUACAGGCAAUCUUGGGAAGGUGGUGAUCAAAGCAUGCAAUAUGAUUCCCAGAAUGCAAACUCUCAGGGCUUCUUCCAGCCUUUGGACUGCAAUCCCACAUUACAGAUUGGGUACAAUGCUGAGGGUUCAGAUCAGAUAGCAGCAACAACACAAGGUCAUCAAGCGAAUGGGUUUAUUCCAGGAUGGAUGCUUUGAGUGAUGAUGCCUAUGUAAGCAAUUUUGCUGGCAAUGUGCAAAUGAUGCUUCAUCAUCAUAUUCUCUAUAUAAGU
Messenger RNA from Neltuma alba, 923 nucleotides. RefSeq names its product developmental protein SEPALLATA 1-like. The record is from RefSeq and is a predicted model, not a curated record. The coding region runs from base 118 to 849 and encodes 243 amino acids. Gene Ontology annotation, cellular component: nucleus. NCBI's taxonomy places the organism in Eukaryota, Viridiplantae, Streptophyta, Magnoliopsida, Fabales, Fabaceae. The transcript has 8 exons. Gene Ontology annotation, biological process: positive regulation of transcription by RNA polymerase II. Gene Ontology annotation, molecular function: RNA polymerase II transcription regulatory region sequence-specific DNA binding; protein dimerization activity; DNA-binding transcription factor activity.